Brassica napus (rape) is the source of this 1486-nucleotide messenger RNA. Its product is annotated as E3 ubiquitin-protein ligase SINA-like 2. The transcript has 2 exons. Gene Ontology annotation, molecular function: zinc ion binding. NCBI's taxonomy places the organism in Eukaryota, Viridiplantae, Streptophyta, Magnoliopsida, Brassicales, Brassicaceae. The record is from RefSeq and is a predicted model, not a curated record. Bases 191 to 1270 code for a protein of 359 amino acids.
ACUAAUUGUAUUUUCUUAUGUGAAAAUUUCCCAAUAUUUAUAAGAUGAUAAAAAUCAUCUUUUAACAUAACUGACCCAACUUUUGAGAACAACCGCGGGAAAAUGAAAAAGGGUUUUCCCGCCUAAGUUGACCUAUGUAUCUUUAAAUGGCAGAAUCGUAAAGAAAUUGGCUCAACUUUUCUGAAUAGUGAUGAUGAAAGAGACGAACGCCGCAGGAGAAGCGUCGAGCAGCCUCCGCCGCCACCGAAAGAGACAACGACUUCCUUCCGUUGAGAAUGGCAGAGAAACGGCGAGUGUAGACGGCGAUGAAGUGAUACCGGAGGCACGAUCGGGGACGCUACUCGAUUUGGAUCUUCUCGAUUGUCCCGUUUGCUUUCAAGCACUGACCCAACAUGUUUUUCAGUGUGACAAUGGACACAUAGCUUGUUCUUCCUGCUGUCGUGAACUGAGAAACAAAUGCCCUGCCUGCGCUUUACCCAUUGGUAAUAACCGAUGCAGAAUCAUGGAGAGAGUUGUUGAAUCAGUCACUGUCCCGUGUCCGAACGCCAAACAUGGUUGUACGGAGAAGUUCUCUUACGGCAAAGAAUUAGCUCAUGAGAAAGAAUGCCGUUUUGCUCUUUGUUAUUGCCCUGCACCUGACUGCAACUACGCUGGUGUGUACAAAGAUCUCUACACUCACUAUGAUGCUAACCACAAGGAUACAUCGACCCGCUUCGUGUGUGGCACUCUCCACCGCACAUAUCUUGGCACAGUUUCGACUACUUCAGUCCUUCAGGAAUAUAGAGAUGGUCCAUUGGUUGUGGUUCAGGGUUUCGUGGUGGCACAUGGAUUGUCUGUGACUGUGAACUGUAUAGCACCGUCUGCUCCAGGAGUUGGGAAGUUUUCCUUCAAUUUAACCUACACGUUGGGACGUCACACUGUGACGUUUGGAUCAACGGAGAUGAACAGGAUUCAGAAAGUGAGCUUGGAAACUCCUCAGAGCGACUUCAUGUCGAUUCCUUCAUAUUUGGUUUCACCGAUUAUUGUUAAGAACUUGCGUAUAUGCAUCCGCCGGCUAGAAGAAGAAGCUGGUGAAGAUGAAGAAGAAGAAGAAGCUGGUGAAGAAGAAGAAGAAGAAGAAGAAGAAGAAGAAGAAGAAGCUGGUGAAGAAGAAGAAGAAGCUGGUGAAGAAGAAGAAGAAGAAGCUGUUGAGGUUGAUGUUGUUAACAAUGUUCGCAGGUCAACUCGUCAGAAGAAGGGUAACUCCAAAUACCAAAACAAAGUCAAGUAACCAAAGGUUUUCUCCAAAUACCAAAACGAAGUCAAGUAACAAUGUUCUCUUGCAUGUCUCCUUUUUGUUGUUUUGUUUGUUGUUUAGUGUUUCAAAGUUUGUAAGAACUAACAACUCAUGUUCCACAUUUCUGUUUAAAGUAAAAAAGGAAAUUAGUUUAUUGCCUUAAUAAUGUUCUAUGUUCAGAUAUCUAUGUACAAUUAAGGUUUUUAGUGA